Messenger RNA from Eimeria tenella, 2502 nucleotides. RefSeq lists its product as uncharacterized. Gene Ontology annotation, molecular function: protein binding. The transcript has 13 exons. The coding region runs from base 1 to 2502 and encodes 833 amino acids. The record is from RefSeq and is a predicted model, not a curated record. Gene Ontology annotation, cellular component: cytoplasm; nucleus. Lineage: Eukaryota; Apicomplexa; Conoidasida; Eucoccidiorida; Eimeriidae.
AUGCUAAGCCUACUGGGGGGCCUCUUGAGAGGCCGGUCGCAGCAGCAGAGGAAAGACAAAAGCGCUAAUAGCUCAGACCCCUUCGCAGACUCCAAAGUUGACGUGUAUCUGGUGCGGGGGGAAAAGAGCAGCGAGCUGCUGCUGGAUUGUUCUUUAAUGAUUUCUUCGGAGACUUGUGUUUUUAUUGGAGACCCUCCGGACGAUGGUUUGGGAGCAGCAGCAGAACUCAGCUUCUUGAAGAAGUGCAGCAGCAGCAGCAGCAGCAGCAGCAGCAAAGUCAGCAGCAGCAGCAGCAGCAAAUUCGCCAUCGAGUUGCCUCACUCCGCCGUCUCCAGCUUCAGGCAGCAUAAGCCCGACAUGGUACAGUUUGCGGUUAAGACAGAAUCAGAUGCAACAGUAGAACUGGGCCUGGUGUUUGCGACGGAAGCUGCUGCUGCGCUCUUCAGCCAGCUAAUGGUGUCUUCCAUUUGCUGCUGCUUUGCUGCAGCAGCAGCAAGCCGCUGCUGCCUGCAGCAGUUCGACCGCCUCGCAAAUGAGUGGCUUUUGGUGGAGUCCGAGGCGGAGGCCUUCAUUAAGGAAAAGGGGGACUGUUCAGAGGCCUACCUGCUGGUUUACAAGGCCAGCAGCAGUAGCAGCAGCAGCAGCAGCAGCAGCAGCAGCGGCAGCAGCAAGGGGGGAGCUGCGGGGAAAGAAGGCAGCAGCAGCGGCAAGGGGAAGGCAGCAGCAGCAGCGGCGAGCAGCAGCAGCACUUUGCCUGCUGCUGCAGCUGACCCGGUCGCCACAGCAGUUGCUGCUGCAGUUGACGCUGCAGAGAACGAAGACGCCGCUGCUGCCUCUGGCGAAGCAGCAGCAGCAGCAGCAGCAGCAGACAACAUUCCUGUCCCCCUUUGCUAUGUUGCCAUUUCCUACGACGAAUUUAUUGUGCCGCUGCCGCAGCAGCAGGAGCUGCAGUGGUGGGGGCCUUCGCCUGAAGGGGAUAAGCGGCUAUAUAAGAUUAGUUUUGCUGCUAGUGCAGCAGCAGCAGCAGCAGCGCCGGCAGCAGCAGCAGCAGCGCCGGCAACAGCAGCAGCAGCAGCAGGAGCGAGCGAGUCCAGCGCUCCGCCGCCCACGGUCAAACAGCGAAAGCAGCAGGAACAGCAGCAGAAGCAGCAGCAGCAGCAACAGCAGCAGCAGCAGCAGCAGCAGCAGGGCCGCAAGUUCCUUGACACUUAUGCUCUAGUGCUUGCGGAAGUCAGCAGCAAAUGUCGCUUCUCCCCCGAGGAAGAUUUGGAGAAGCAAAUUGGGUACUAUGGGGAAUUCAAUACUGCUCCCAGCUACGGGGAGGUUGAGGGCAUGCAGAUUGAAGACGCAGAAAGCGACCCGUCAGAUGAUGAGGAGCAAUUCCCCAUUGUUGCGAGAGACCCAACAAGGGACUUGCUGAAAACGGCCCCCGACUUCAUGGCCAACGAAAUGCUGGAAGCUGGGCAGCAGCGGGCGGUGGUUUUUAGGGUUGGGGCUGAGGGCCAAACCCUCAAGACAAAAAGGGACAUGCAAGUCCUCAGGUUCGACGAGUAUGGCAAACCAUCUGUCGUGGCGACGAUCGAUGGAUCCAAACUAAACUUGCAGGGCCAAGACCAGGGGCUGUCUUCGGCGCUGCUGCAGGACUGCGAAAGAAGGCUGGUGCUGCUGCCCGCCGAGGACUCCAAAGCUCCUCCGUUUCUCUUUAAUUUGGAAACAGAACAAGUCUUGCAAACCCUCAACGUAGACAUGAAGGUGAAGGGGAUUUUGCCGCUAAAGGCGGAUUCGAGACAAACCCUAGAGUCGAGGGUUUUGGCAUUUAAUGACAAGAGGUUCUGCUGUAUAGACACCAGAACUAAAGAAGCUGAAAUUCGCCACCAUUACACCUACUCCCAGAACCAGGGCUUUUCCUGCGGCGCGACGGACGAGGAGGGCCACUUGCUGCUGGGGAGCAGCAAAGGGGUUUUGAGACUCUAUGAUGGAAAGACAGAUAAUGAGGGGGUUUACAAAAGAGCUAAAACACAAAUUAGCGGUUUAGGAGACCCCAUACUCCACGUGGCAGUCACCCGCGACGGCAGCUGGAUUCUCGCGACCUGCGCGCGGUAUUUGCUGCUGUACCCCGUGCGUCCGGAGGGCAGAAGCAAAACAGGGUUUAGCUUUCCGCUGGGGGAGUUAAAACCUAAACCCUUGCUGCUGCAGCUGCUGCUGCAGGAUGUCAGCAAGUUUAACCUCCAGUGCUGCUGCUUCAGAGCAGCAGCUUUUGAUGCAGCAGAGCAGCACAUCGUCACCAGCACCAACAACCUCGUCAUCAUCUGGGACUUCGUGGCCGUGAAAAACGGCAAAACUGAUGCCUAUCAAAUCCGGCGAAUUAGCGACUACAUAAAGGACUUGGCGUUCUUGAAGGCCGGCGAGAGGGAGGCGGUUCUCAUGGUAACGCCGUCGUCGAUUACAACUCGCGGAGUGCGCAGGACAUACCAAGACUGCAAGAGUGAGUCGGAGCCAUAA